AUGAAAGAAAUUCCAAAUGCUUCACAUUCUUCCCAGUGCUCCUACGAACUAACAAGUCGUAAAAAGUGUCGCAAAUUUCGUCUGAUCUGCAGUGUCUCAGUUUUCAGCACACUCAAUCCGUUUAUUUAUGGAACAACGAUGAAGUCUUUCAAGCGUAGCUUUCAAUACAUUGCUCAUUUCAAUAAUUUUUGCCCCUCGUCACCGUUUCGUUUCUUCGCCAAUCGAAAAGGUGCAAAAAGAUUCAACCGUCGCAUGAGUAUAAAGCAAGGCAGCUCACGCAUCACAACUGAAUUAUCACUGAGCGAAACACGUGCUUCCAACGAUCAGUUGACGGAUGAUGAACUGGCAAUAGCGAUGCAAUGUGGAUCACAGGAGCAAAGAAACGGUAUCGAUGCUGGAGGGGAGCCAAACGAAAGAAAUGAUAAAUGCGAGUAUGUUCGAAAUUCAAUUGAUCUCAAAUUGUACAGUAUGUUGGUCGACUGCAGAUCAACCGAUCUUUGA
Molecule: messenger RNA, 501 nt
Organism: Gongylonema pulchrum
Lineage: Eukaryota; Metazoa; Nematoda; Chromadorea; Rhabditida; Gongylonematidae
Source: the annotation of a GenBank genome assembly